UUUUCAUCUUUCACAUUUCUACAAUUAUUAAUAUGUUUAAAGCUAACAAACUGAGGCGGCAACAGGCAGUACGCCAACACAGAUAUAUCCAAUUCCAUUCCCAUUUCCAAUUGAGUUCAAUUGAAGUAAGCAAUGGGACAAUGGCACAUCACUUAUGGAUCGUUUUGGGAGGCAAGGGAGCAAGGAGGCAGGGCGAUAAUGCGCGAGCAGAGGUGCAAUGCAAAUGCAAGCAAAUGCGUGAUGUCAUCCCAGAUCCCCCACAAGGGCACACACAUCGAACAACCGUCCAGAGCAAUUGCAUUUUGCAUGCCAUCAAAGCAGAGAGAGGAGACAAAUCGCACCACAAUCACAGCAGCCCCCUUCCAACAAUGUACCCCACCCUUCCCGAGGUCAUUGCCAACUUUUCACUGACUUUACCAAAUCUUACGUUUGAAUCGCAUAUCGCACGGCUCGGAUUAAUGGACAUUAAAGGACAUUAACACUUAGAGCAGAUUUAUUUUGUCAGACAACAACUGGUCUGAAAAGCGUAAUGCUGGACUCGAGACGCACAAGCGAAUGCUGCAAAAGAGAAUACAUAGUAAAAAA
This is a messenger RNA of Drosophila obscura, 585 nucleotides long. RefSeq lists its product as uncharacterized. The record is from RefSeq and is a predicted model, not a curated record. Lineage: Eukaryota; Metazoa; Arthropoda; Insecta; Diptera; Drosophilidae. The coding region runs from base 33 to 479 and encodes 148 amino acids. The transcript has 2 exons.